GAAUAUUUGUUUUUUGUAAUGGAAUAUCUCAAAGGCGGUGAUCUCAUGCAUCAUAUUCAAGCAGUUAAAAAAUUUGAUGAAAAUCGUUCACGAUUUUAUGCUUGUGAAAUUAUCAUUGCAUUACAGUUUCUUCAUUCAAAAGGCAUCAUUUAUAGAGAUUUAAAAUUGGAUAAUAUUUUAUUGGAUUCGGAUGGGCAUGUUCAUUUAGCUGAUUUUGGUAUGUGCAAAACGGAAAUGAAUCGAGAAAAUGGUAUGGCAUCAACAUUUUGCGGUACACCAGAUUAUAUUGCACCUGAGAUAAUUAAAGGUCAGUUAUACAAUGAAGCGGUUGAUUUUUGGUCUUUCGGCGUUUUAAUGUAUGAAAUGUUAAUUGGACAAAGUCCAUUUCAUGGUGAAGGAGAAGAUGAGCUUUUCGAUUCAAUUUUAAAUGAAAGGCCAUAUUUUCCAAAAAGUAUUGGUAAAGAAGCUGCGAAAUGUUUAAGUGCGUUAUUUGAUCGUAAUCCAAAUACUCGUCUCGGUAUGCCAGAAUGUCCAGAUGGUCCAAUACGAACACAUUCCUUCUUUCGCGGUGUUGAUUGGAAACGAUAUGAAGCACGACAAAUGCCACCUCCAUUUAAGCCAUCUGUGGUAAAAAUUAAUACCAAACCUUUUGUUAUUAUUUAUUUAUUUAUUUAUACAGUUAUUAUUUUGUAA
Molecule: messenger RNA, 693 nt
Organism: Acanthocheilonema viteae
Lineage: Eukaryota; Metazoa; Nematoda; Chromadorea; Rhabditida; Onchocercidae
Source: the annotation of a GenBank genome assembly